GUCGGGCGCGCUGCUGAGGGGAGGCCGCGGCUGAGGAAGAUGAAGAUCCAGUUUCGGACGUGAGACUCACUGGGUGAUCAUUUCAUUGAGAUCAACCUGAAUGACCAGGUGAAAAGUGCAAGAGGAAUGUGCUAUGACUGAGGUUUUAUUUAUUUGAGAGAGAGACAGAGAGAGCAUGAGCAGGGGUGAGGGGCAGAGGGAUGAGCAGACUCCCCACUGAGCAGGGAGCCCAAGGCAGGGCUUGAUCCAGGACCCUAAGAUCAUGACCUGAGCUGAAAGCAGACACUUAACUGACUGAAUCACCAGGUGCCCCUUGCUACAAGAACAUAUAACAAGAGGACCUGAUCUAGUCAUGGGAUCAGGGGGGUUUUCCCUGAAGAAAGAAAUCUGAGCCAGGAUCUGAAGGUCAGGCAACGUGAAUAUUUUUUAUUGCCCAUCUACUUCUUCUGAUUUAACAAAAGAUACUAUAUCUCCAGCAGCCCCUAAAGCCUAGGAGUCCAGUAAAUCAUUAAACAGACUCAUGACUGAAAAACAGCGGGAAGAAGCAGAAUGGGAAAGCAUAAAUGUGCUGUUGAUGAUGCAUGGCUUAAAGCCUUUAUCUCUAGUCAAAAGAACUGAUCUUAAAGAUCUCAUCGUUUUUGAUAAACAGUCAUCACAAAGGAUGAGGCAGAAUUUGAAAACAUUGGUGGAGGAAACAACACGUCAACAGAACAUGAUCCAGGAGCUCAUAGAAACUAAUCAGCAGCUUAAAAAUGAACUUCAGCUAGAGCAAAGCCGAGCAGCCAAUCAGGAACAACGAGCUAAUGACUUGGAACAUAUUAUGGAGAGUGUGAAAUCCAAAAUUGGUGAAUUGGAGGAUGAAUCCCUAAAUAGGGUUUGCCAGCAACAGAAUAAGAUAAAAGAUCUUCAAAAGGAAUAUAAAGCUUUACAGGCAAAAUGUCAUCAUUAUAAGAAAAAACGAAUGGAGCAACAAGAUAUUAUUACUUCUUUGCAAAAGGAUAUCUAUAGAUUAACAAAGGAGGACGAAGAGCGCGUUGUCACUCAAAACAGAGUAUUUGCUUAUCUCUGCAAAAGAGUUCCUCAUACCAUCUUGGAUAGACAGUUACUUUGCCUAAUUGAUUACUAUGAAUCUAAAAUUAGAAAAUUUCAAAAACUAAGGCAAUAUAAAGAAGAUGAAAGUCAGUCAGAAGAAGAAAAAGACUAUAGAAGUUUGGAUGCCUCACCGACUUAUAAAGGCCUUCUAAUGUCAUUACAGAAUCAACUCAAGGAAUCGCAAUGCAAAAUUGAUGCACUUUUAAGUGAGAAGCUGAAUCUCCAAAAAGAUUUGGAAACCAGGCCCACACAGCAUGAAUUAAGACUUUAUAAACAACAGGUGAAGAAACUGGAGAAAGCCCUUAAGAAAAACAUCAAAUUACAGGAUCUUAUCGGUCAAAAAAAGGCAGAGGACCCAGAGAAACCAGAUGAACCCAACAGAGAUAACCAGCAGCAGGCCCUAAUUGACCAGAGAUACUUUCAGGUUCUGAGUAGCAUCAAUUCAAUUGUUCAUAAUCCAAGAGCUCCAGUAAUAAUUUAUAAACAGAGCAAAGGAGGAACCCAACAUUUUAAUAAAGAUCUUGUUCGAGAUUGUGGAUUUGAGCAUCUUAUUCCUAUAGUAGAAAUGUGGGCAGAUCAACUGACUUCUCUAAAGGAUUUGUAUAAGUCCUUGAAAAUACUAUCUACAGAACUGGUGCCUUGGCAUAACUUAAAAAAGCAUGAUGAAAAUGAAGGUAUUAGAGUUGAAGAUCUGUUGUUUAUAGUAGAUACCAUGUUAGAAGAAGUUGAAAAUAAGGAAAAGGACAGCAAUAUGCCAAACUUAAAAACUUUGCAAGCUAUUGUGUCUCACUUCCAAAAGUUAUUUGAUGUGCCUUCUUUAAAUGGAGUCUAUCCUCGAAUGAAUGAAGUUUAUACUAGGCUUGGAGAAAUGAACAAUGCUGUGAGAAACCUCCAAGAACUCUUAGAAUUAGAUAGUUCAUCCUCAUUGUGUGUGUUAGUGAACACAGUUGGAAAAUUGUGUAGGGUGAUUAAUGAGAACAUGAAUGAACAGGUUAUGCAGGUAUUGGGACCUGAAGACCUCCAAAGCAUUAUCAACAAAUUGGAAGAACAUGAGGAAUUUUUCCCAGCAUUUCAGGCAUUUACUAAUGAUCUACUUGAAAUCUUAGAAAUUGAUGACUUGGAUGCCAUUGUACCUGCAGUAAAGAAAUUAAAAAUACUUUCAUACUGAAAACAAAUCAAAUCAUUGUUACUGUGUAAAUUGCAUUCUUAACAUUAUGAGUAUUUUGUAGGAUUGAUCUUGCUUUGAGACAAGGGUUGUAAAUGUAUUUACUCUCAGGAUUCGUCCCCUUCUUAGUAUUGGUCCUUCCCAUUUAUAUUUUUUAUUCACUUUGAGAUUCCUAUAUAGAAAACAGUUGUAAGCUAAAGUGGUAAGUUACCUUUAAGUCCUCUAAUCAUUCCUUAGGCAAUUCUUGAGUGCUUAAAGUUUAAGAUUGUUUAAAGUAUAGUGUGUGAGUAAAACAGAAACUCAGGAAGAGAAGUUGCAAAUAAUAGAAAUGUUGCAUUUAAGUUGAAGAUUUAGUGACCUUUUUGAUUCUGGGAACAAGAAUUGCCAGUGGCUCUCUUAAAUUCAGCCAAUAGGAACCUAUUGCUUUCCUGGCCAGGAAAUGGCACAUUCUAUUAAGAUACCCCUCAUGGCACUUGCCCUUUCAUAGCAGGAGGAAGAAAAGGAAGAAAUGUUUUAUCAUUGUGUUAGGAUAGGAAAUGAAUUAUGAGGUACUAUAGCGGGGUAGGUAGUAGUCUCUCAUUAAGAAAAGUAUCUUUUUGCAAUCUUGAUGUAAUAUAGUUUUUAUAAGGACAUGAAAUCUUAAAUAAAGUUUUUGUGAAGAAUUUCCAAAUAUAAGUGUCCUCAGUGACUUAUUUAUUUAUAUUAUGCACAAAUAGUGAAUUAUAUUUUCUUACAAGGCUGAGCCUUGAUGCAUUUUAUUUUACAUAAGAAUACUUUUCUUGCUGCCUUCUGCUUAUUCUCUGUUCUCAGUAUUCACUCUGAUUUUCGCAAGGGACCAAUGUUACUGCACCCUCCUCCCUUACUGCUCUUUUGUAAGUAGCAAGCUUAGGCUUUUUCUAGAUUCAAAACUCUUUGUUUUGUUAAGGUGCAGUUACAUUUUUAAAUUCUAGCCCACAAUUUGUGAAAGAAUCUGUGUCUUUGAGAGAGGAGUAGAAAAAGUAAUUGGAUAUUCAAUAAUGUAAGCACUCUGAGUUGAUUAGAUUACUCCAAGAAAUUGCUAUGAGGCAGUUUGUGAAUCUAACAGUAUUUGAAAGGAAGGAAUUUAAUU
Molecule: messenger RNA, 3365 nt
Organism: Nyctereutes procyonoides (raccoon dog)
Lineage: Eukaryota; Metazoa; Chordata; Mammalia; Carnivora; Canidae
Gene: CEP70
Product: centrosomal protein 70
Exons: 20
Coding region: 521-2260 (579 amino acids)
Biological process (GO): cilium assembly; regulation of microtubule cytoskeleton organization
Cellular component (GO): centrosome
Molecular function (GO): gamma-tubulin binding
Source: RefSeq, a predicted model, not a curated record